AUGGGCUCACUUGGUAUCUUCGGGCUCAGUCGGGACCUUCAAGAAUACAAGUACUACGACUUGAGGACUACGUCUGUCACGGCCUCCACCAUCGCAGACGAUCUAGAUGCCUUUCCCAAAGCUCAGCUUAUCCUCCUUCUGUCUGGGAAGGACUUACAGACAGGAAAGAAAACCCUAUUUGGCUACUAUGUGCCUCUUCUUGAAAUUAGGCACGCACCGUUCCUAUUCCAGCUUAGCGAUACUUCGGACAGUUUCCGUGGAAAUGGUCCCCGACCAGGCCAUGAGUUGGAUGGAGGCGAGCUUAUCAUCGGACAACGAGGAAACGGUGCUGCACUGAUGUUGCGACAAGACGCGAAGAGGGCGAUUGUAUCCCACAAUGUAUCUGAUCAAUUCGAACCAAUAGGAAUGAUGGCGGCGGACUAUGAAGAGGAGACGACGACUUGCUCCCAACAGAACGUUACUUGUAUUCGAUCAUUCAAUUUUCUAGUGCCAUUCCUUGUAUAUUACUAUUGGAUACCGACUGACUGUUAUAUAUAA
Messenger RNA from Aspergillus oryzae RIB40, 537 nucleotides. RefSeq lists its product as uncharacterized. The record is from RefSeq and is a predicted model, not a curated record. Bases 1 to 537 code for a protein of 178 amino acids. The transcript is spliced from 2 exons. NCBI's taxonomy places the organism in Eukaryota, Fungi, Ascomycota, Eurotiomycetes, Eurotiales, Aspergillaceae.